Molecule: messenger RNA, 2487 nt
Organism: Macrosiphum euphorbiae (potato aphid)
Lineage: Eukaryota; Metazoa; Arthropoda; Insecta; Hemiptera; Aphididae
Source: the annotation of a GenBank genome assembly
AUGGAAGAGCAAAAAGGUAGAAGGGGCGCCACAGCUGACGACGGCUGGCGCGUUGAUACCGCGUUGACGUUUAUACUUAAUACCAUGAGUGAGAAAAAAAAAGGUGGAACAUUGUUUUCAUUUUUCAAUAAGAGAACUAAAAAUGAUGCUAGUGAUGAUAAUAUAGUAGUCGAUAAAGAUAUUCUAGAUGAUCCUGAUCCUGAAACACCAGAUGUUAAUGUUAUUAAGAAUUCAGCAAAAUUGAAAAAAAAUGUAACUGAGCAUAAUAUGAAUGCAUAUGAUGUUGGAUUAUGUGUUGAUAAAGAACUUACUGAUGAGGAAAAAUUUAAUUUUUGUAAAAAUGCAUGGAGUCCCGUGGCAGGUUAUAAGUUUCCAGUUAUAAAACAAGGAAAUCAAAACCGAAGCUUUCAAUUAGAUUGGUUGAGGCGCUAUCACUGGUUGGCUUAUAGUGAACUAAAAGAAGGUGGCUUUUGCAAAUGUUGUGUGCUUUUUGCCCCAAUAGGUGGUGGUAGAGGAUGUCAGGUUUUAAAGAUGUUUGUUAAAGAACCUUUUAAUAAUUAUAAAAAAGCACCUGAACUUUUGAAACAUCAUGCAACAACUCAAUAUCAUUUAUUAGCUUCUGAAAAGAGUUCUGCGUUUAUACAAAAUUAUAAAACCGGUGGAUCAGUUGAAGUAAUGCUCAGUAACAAAGUAUCAUCAAUCAUGGAAAAUAAUAGAAAACGACUUGUACCAAUAAUAAAAACUAUUAUUUUUUGUGGACAUAAUAAUCUUUCGUUAAGAGGUCAUAGAGAUGAUGGUUUAUUGGAUAUUGAUUCAGCCUUAGUAGGAAAUCAAGGCAUUUUUAGAAGUCUUUUAGCAUUCAGAAUUGAUUCAGGAGAUAAAGAGCUAACUGAUCACAUAAACAGCUGUAAAAAAAAUGCAACUAUGAUUAGUAAAACUAUUCAAAAUGAAAUAAUUGACAUUUUGUAUAAAGCCAUUAUUGAGAAAAUUAUAAUCAAUGUAACAAAAAACAAGUACUUUUCUAUAUUAUGUGAUGAAACUACAGAUAUCAGCACAAAAGAACAAAUGACUUUUUCAGUCAGAUACGUUGACAUGGAGGAGAUUGAAAUCAAAGAAGAGUUCCUUGGAUUUAUUGAGUUAGGUUCGACAACUGGAUCUGCUAUAAGAGAUACUAUAAUCAAACAAAUUGAGUGCUAUAAAUUAAGCUUAAAGAAUCUUCGUGGCCAAGGAUACGAUGGUGGCUCAAAUAUGUCUGGUAGAAAAAAUGGUGUACAGGCACUUAUUUUAGAAGAUCAGCCUUUGGCAGUAUAUACCCAUUGUUUCAAUCACCAAUUGAAUUUAUGUAUUUCCAAAGCAUGCGAAGUACAAGCUAUUAGAAAUUUGGUUGGUAUUAUUGGCACUGUAUCUGUUUUUUUAUCUACAUCUGCCAAAAGAACAAAUAUUAUGUUGGACAUUAUUUCAAAAGAUGAUUCAAUACCAGCCCCCUCAAAAACAAAACUUAAAGCCUUGUGUGCUACCCGGUGGGUUGAACGACAUGAUUCUAUUCUAACUUUCCGAGAACUUUAUUCGUAUAUUAUUUUAACUUUAGAAGAACUGGAAAAGAUGCCUGACUCUGAGACUGCAUGUAAAUCAAUUGGUUUCAGUGCAAGUAUUAAACGAAGUGAAUUUUUAAUAUCUUUAGAAAUUGUAGCUAACUUAUUUUCUCAUACAAAAACGUUAAGCUUAGUACUACAAAGCCCUAAAUUGGAGUUAUCUAAAGCUUUUUCUCAUGUUAAGAAUGUAAUUGAUGUUAUGGAUGAUAUUAGAGAAAAUUCUGUAUCCAAAUUCGAAACAUAUUUUAAAAAUGCUUCUGAUAUGGCAGCUCUUGUUGGUGAGGAAAUCAGAAUACCUCGUUUAUGUGGACGUCAAACAACACGAUGUAAUAUUCAAACGACUGAUCCAAUAGAAUGGUAUAGGAUAACCAUUUUUUUACCUUUUAUUGAUCAUUUAAUUUCCGAACUAAAAUUAAGGUUCAAUGAAAAGUUAAGUGAAGUAAUGCCUUUAGAAGGAUUGAUUCCUACACAUAUUGAUAAAUAUGAUGAAUCAAAUAUUAUUAAAGCUGCGAUGAUAUAUAGUGAAGAUUGGUCAGGUCAAAAAUUGGAUAUAAAAUCAGAAAUAUCAAUCUGGAAGAAAAAGUGGCACAAUAUUCAAACUAUGAAACCCGAUACGGUGAUCGAAACAUUAAAACACUGUGAUGAAUUUUUUCCUAUCAUUAAAACAUUAUUACAUUUAUUGGCUACCAUACCAGUUACUACAGCUAGUGCAGAAAGAAGUUUCUCUUCAUUAAGACGCCUAAAAAAUUAUUUGAGGUCAACCAUGGGACAGGAGCGUUUAAACGGUUUAGCUAUUUUAAACAUUCAUAAAAACAUACCUAUAAAUAUUGAUGAAGUAAUUAAUAUAUUUUCAAGAUCAUCUAGAAGAAUAAAAACGGAGGAUUGGUCAAUUUAA